GCUCCAUACUCGGUACAAUACACCGAUAUCCAGAUGGUCCUCUGCCCAUAUUCAUUCGGAAGCUGAAGUUCAUGGACGACGGGAACUGCGGCGAACUGCUUCCGAGUCAACAGCCGGCCAGCCAUAACAUUUAUCUUGUGCCCUUGAGGUUCUUCUAUUUCAGCCGCGGUUUCUCCGUUUGUUUGAAGUGAACAAUUCCGAUCUGGAUCUCAAUUCUUUCUUUAUCUUACUUCCCGUUCUCAUCUUCAAACCACACAUUUCCUCCAGUUUGAAACACCUUGUCGGCCAUUGCGCUCCAUCUUUGCGACCACAACGCUGCUACAUACACGCCAAGUUCACCUCACUGUCGUUAUCAGAACUUGAAUCCAUACCGUCGUCAUUCGGCCCUCACCACUUUGCCACCAGUCAAGCAUUAGUCAUUGAGCUAAAAGUUCUUCGAUUUUCAAUUUCUUGGCUUUCCUCCGGGGGGUCCAAUCGCGCUUCAUCUCCAAUUACCAGGCCCUUCCUCGGCCCUUCUUCUCCGCAUCCGCUGUCCCCGGCCCCCGCCCCGAUCGCAUUCGGCAUCCCGCACCCCGCGAUCCCAGAACCUCCCCGAAACAAACCCGCUGCCACCGGUGGAGAACCCUGGUUGCCGCCUCCGCCUCCGACAUGAAAGAAGGCACCCCGGCCCCGGUCUCGGCCGCGUCGCCGCUAGAUACUGCCGCCGGACUCAAGACGUCACACUCACAUCUCGCCGGCCUGGCAACACAAACGCAAAAGACUCGCGCUGCACUGCUUGGGGCUGAUGGCGGUGAUGUCGUCGACACGAAACCAACAGCUAUGACAAGCACAACAUCAAAAUGGAACACCAAAAACCUCGGCCUACGACUUGGUGCUGACCUCGUCAGUGCCGCUGCGGCAGCUGUGCUUGUUGCGCCUGUUAUCUCUAUCAUUGACCGCUCAAUAAUGGAAAAUGCCUCCGGCGCCGCCCCCCUCCUCACCUCCCUCCGCCGCUCCCUGCGCUCCCUUCUCUCCUCUCCCCGGUCCACCAUCCUCUCCCGUCCCUUUGGCCUCAUCUUCCUCUUGUACGGCGGCACCUACCUAACCGCCAACACGCUGGACACGACCGUCGCCACUGUCCAAAACAACCCCAACCCAGCGCACGUCACCUCGGGCAGUUCCAAAUUCUUCGCCUCCUCCGCUGCCAACAUUGGUCUCUGCAUCUACAAAGACCAAGUCUUUGUGCGCCUCUUCGGACCCCCCGGCGCCACACCCAGACCCGUGGGACUGCCAAGCUACUUACUGUUUGCGGCCAGGGAUUGCAUGACAAUUUUUGCCAGUUUCAAUGUUCCCCCUUUGCUUGGGCCGGUGUUGACAGAGAGGUUAAGCAAGGAUGCGCAGAAAUGGGUCAGUGGACAGACGAUGGCGCAGUUUGCGGCGCCGGCGGUGGUGCAGCUUUUCAGCACGCCCGUGCAUCUGUUGGGGUUGGACAUGUAUAAUCGCCCCUCGGGUGGUUCGGGAGCGGCGCCGAGUUGGGGAGAGAGGUGGUCGUUGGUGAAAAAGAAUUGGGCGGUUAGUGUGGCGGCGAGGAUAUGUAGGAUUGUGCCGGCUUUUGGUGUAGGUGGGGUCGUUAAUAUGAAAGUUAGAAAGGGUUUGAUGGAGAGGCUGAGUUAGACCAUGGGGGUGAGGGAGCGUGCCCCGAUUGGGGAUUUGAGGAUGGAUGGAUGGAUGGUUAGAUGGGCGUGUAUGGGUGUUGCUGUUGCGUUUGUAAAGACGAGGAUAAAGCUGCAUAGAGCGGCGGCAGGUGUCGGGAUAGAGGUUAGGCGUUUGGGAAUGUUUUCUGGUGUUUCAAUUUCAUGGGUUUUGGCAUCGUCUCUUGCUUGUGGGCUUGUUGUCUUAGAAAGCCAGUUUUGACUGUAUCAUAUGGUGUAGAGAGAAGGGGCAACCUCUAAUGGUACAUGAAUAGAUGACUGAGUUAUGUAAAAUUAUGCUUUUCUGUAACGGCUACUGUCAACUUUAUCGAUUCUAUCAUAAUAGCAGACAAAUCUAACGUAAGAAGCCAUUUCGACAUGAUGCUAGGAAUUCCAUGGGCUGAAUGAAUGGCAACGCACCUACUACUCACCUCACAAAAAACCGCUCUCCUGCAACGCCUUCAUAAGCCUCUCGUUGUCCUCCUUCACCGGAUGUGGCCUUGAAGCACCUUCUCCCGUGUCAAUAAAGUUUUCCCAGAACUUCAACCCCUCGAUGCCUUCCUCGCGACACAACACGCCACGCUCUUCCGCCAUCUCGAGUUCCUCCUCAGCGACACCUAUACUCCAACCGAACCUCUCCGCCACAUCUCUCGCGGUGACGCCACGCCCAAACUCGCGCCAGUCCCACGCCACCUCCCGGUCCGGCGGGAAAUUGUGCAAAUCCUGCAUCCAGGCCAGCAACGCCCUGAUGGUCGUCUCGUCCGUCCGGUCGCGCCCCUGAACCACCUUGACGCCCGACUUGAACGUGCGCAGCCGGACGGGCAACCCGAGCUUGUCCCACAAGUUAACCGCCUUUUCGAAAUCCGCAGGGCUGACCAGCUCCACACCUCCGCGAAGCCGGUUGAACAUGGCCCAGAGGUCGACAAGCGAGAUGAUCCCGCCUGCUUUCCUCAGCACGCCUCGCGCAUCAUCCGUGAGGAACUCGGCCAAUGUACGGGCAAGUUCGGACAGAUAGAGCGAGUCGCCGCCGCCGCCACUGCCGACAAUGUCCUUGGUCGCAAUGAGGCCAAGUUGGCUGGCAGACUCGGCGAGCAGCGCAUUUUCGCUGCCGGAGGAGGCGCCUCCUGCACCCUUGACUUGGCGAGCAAAGGUUUCUGCCAGGGCCACAAUGUCCUUGGCGGAGGCCAUCAGGGCUUCGAGGUCCUCGAAUGCGUUUCCGAUGACGAUCUCGUUGUUCUUGCGCAUGGAUUGGCCGCGCUGUUCGAGGCCUGCGAUUCCCGCGAUCUUUACCCGUUCGGGCUGGCCUGCAGCUGAGCCGACUCCUCCUCCUGCCCCUCCACCAGAACCAGAUCCUACCCCUAACCCGUUUGAAGAGGUUUUGGGAAUCGGAGGUGCGCCUUGAAGCAGCCACUUGCGCUG
Messenger RNA from Neurospora crassa OR74A, 3089 nucleotides. RefSeq lists its product as hypothetical. NCBI's taxonomy places the organism in Eukaryota, Fungi, Ascomycota, Sordariomycetes, Sordariales, Sordariaceae. The record is from RefSeq and is a predicted model, not a curated record. The transcript has 2 exons. Gene Ontology annotation, cellular component: mitochondrion. Bases 649 to 1653 code for a protein of 334 amino acids.